GGACCGCAGUCGGAGAAUCACAGCAGCACGAACACACUGCGCUCAUGGCACCAAGGAGAAUGGAGACCAAACCAGUGAUAACGUGCCUCAAAACACUCCUUAUCGUCUAUUCCUUCGUGUUCUGGAUCACGGGGGCGAUCCUGUUGGCAGUGGGACUAUGGGGCAAGUUCAUGCUAGGACCGUAUAUCUCUCUGAUCGCUGAAAACUCCACCAAUGCCCCAUUUGUUCUUAUUGGGACCGGAACUACCAUCAUCGUGUUCGGACUGUUCGGGUGCUUCGCCACUUGCCGUGGGAGUCCAUGGAUGCUCAAGCUGUAUGCCAUGUUCCUGUCUCUGGUUUUCCUGGCAGAACUGAUCGCUGGCGUCUCAGGCUUUGUAUUCCGUCAUGAGAUCAAAGGCACCUUUCUGAGGACGUACAAUGAGGCCGUGCAGAACUAUAAUGCUCAGGAUGAGCAAAGCAUUGCAGUGGAUAAUGUCCAGAGGAAUUUGCAUUGCUGUGGCGUUCUGAACUACACUAGCUGGUUCACCAGUGUUUAUUUCCCUGAGAACGGAAUUCCACCCAGCUGCUGUGCCAACAUGUCCGACUGCAACAACUCGGACUUGAGGAACGCCACCAUAGCAGUCACUAAAAUCCAACAACAGGGCUGCUAUGAACAAGUGACGUCUUUUAUUGAGACUAACAUGGGCAUUAUCGCUGGAGUAACGUUUGGAAUUGCGUUCUCGCAGCUGAUCGGGAUGCUGUUGGCCUGCUGUCUGUCACGAUUUAUCACUGCCAAUCAGUACGAGAUGGUGUAGUAGCAUGGGCACAGGCGUAGACGAUGUACGACACCUUGGAAAGGGAAAGCAUCCCAACAAAUGCUCGCACACUCCAUUCUUUAUCGUUUUGUCUUUCCCCUCUCUUUUUAUUGCCACUUUUCUUUAUCUUUAAGUCUGGCUUUCUUGGCUUCUAUCGCUCUUAAUGCAUCAUUCCUAAAUCGUGCAGUUGUGCCAUGACUGAAGCCUCCCUUUUCGAAAAGGAAAUGGUUUUUAGACGCACUUCUCUGUCUGUAUUUUACUCUGUACAAAGCCUUGCAUGCAGAAACCAUCUCACACCAUAGACUAGAACUGAAAUCAACAGUAUUUCUAUGUCCUAACCAGCCGCGAAUGCGACAAGUGACAUUUUGUUGGCUGCUUAGUUUCCAUUUUUUGUUGUGUCUUGGCGGGUAGCCAAGUGAAAUAUCAUUGGUACCUGAAUGUUAAACAUCAGAUAUUUUCUGAUUGGUGGUGAUUUUUUUGUAUUGCGCAAUAAAAAUGACUAUACGCACAAAGCUUGUCACGCCUGGUUAGGACACGGUAUUAAUUCGUUAUGUAUCCCGUGCUUUUUCAAGACGCAAAAGAUUAGUUUUUGUUCUAACCAGCCGAGAUAGCAAUAAACAAUACGCAAUUGCUUGGGUUCUACUUUUGUAGCAUUGAAUUGGGCACCCCCAAUCACAGUGAAAUCUUAUUGGCUUAAAAUCCAGCUUCUUAUAGUUGUAUAUUGCACAUCAAAAGUUCUGAUUGGCUGUUAUAUUUGUGGCUUCGCACAACCUUUAAAUGUGGACUGAAAAACACAUGAAACUUGGUCGCGUCUGGUUGGGACACAGUUUUAAUUAUUUUAAACCAAUGCACAUUUGUUAGUUACUCGUCUAAUGCAUUUUCGGGAGUAAAUCAAUUAAAGAAAGAACAAAACAAAAACAAAAAUACAGAUUACAAGAUGUUGUUGCUGUUGUCAAAUCUUUGGCAAAGGUUUUUUUCUGUAAAAAUGCCUUUAUUGUCUUCAUUAAUUUCGUUUUCUUCUCAAUAUCUCAACAUCUCUCGGUAUAGUCACGCAAAAACUGUAAAUUCUGUCGUGUCCGUGAAAGUAUAAAAUUAGCAGCCUUCUUCCACAUACACAAAUAUCUGUACAGAACUUGUCAACAUUUAGACUGAAGUGUUAAGAUAUGCCCUAAAACUAGAGGACAUUUUUUGCCUAGAGUUCAGAGUACUAAAUUAACACUGUUUAAUGGGCAAUUGUAUUUCUCAGUCUUUGGGUUAUAAUGACAAUUUCACCUUGUAUCUCACUCGUGGACUGUUGACACACUGUAUUUUCUCUUUUGUGUAGAGUUUGAUUGUAAGAAUCUAAUUACACUGGGCGUCUCUUUUAGCAUUUAUGGUAUUCACACUUUACAGGCAUUAUUUUCAGUUAUAUUUCAGUAUAUAGAAGUGGGUGAAUGUUUGCAUGAGAAGAUAAUACGAAUUUUGGUAUGCCAAAUAAUAUUUCUAAGAAAGGAUGGUAUAAAUAUUAAAAAAGAGAUCCUUUUAUCAAAGCCAUUUAACAGCCUUAAAGAUACGUGGGUGGUUGAAAGACCGUAUUUGAAAUUUGGACUGUAAAAGAGAUUUCUAAAAUUGUAAAAUGUACUACCCACUAAAAAUUCAUAACUGGAUUAUAGAUAAAUGGAAAAACUCACAUAAAAUAUCAUUAAAACGUAUUUGUCACAGCAGAGUGAUUGUGCAGACGGGGGUAACGACUCCAAGAAUCAGAUGCCUUGGUAUAAAAUACUUUAUUUACUGUUCUUAAUAAAGAGUAAACAACAGAAAUCAAAGAUUUUUUGAUGGUCCGAGUCAAAGGAAUUUAAGAACUGAUACGAAAACUAAGUGGCUUGCAUUGAAUUGUGAAGUGUUUUGCAAUCCUGAUUUCAGUCACAUGAGCCAGAGAGCUCUGCCAUUUGUUUUAUUUAUUAUUAAUUUAUUUUACAUAUGUGUUAGAAAUACUGCAGUCUUUAGCUUUCUGCUGACAUUAAUGUAAUUGUGAGGUACUAUUUUAACGAAUUCUGACAAUUCCAUAUUUACAUGAGUUAAUGUGUUUUUUGUUGUGUUAUUUUGUUUAUGUAUUCUCAUUGUUUAUUAAUUUUAUUAUCAUGUAGACUUAUAGAAUUAUUGUAUUAAUAUUUUAAACAAUCAUUUCUGCAGCUGCCCCUUGUGUUGAUAGAUCAUUAAGUAUUAGAGUCAAGAAUUCAUAGUCUGAACAUGCGUGAUGAAUUACACAUUUCAAGAUUGACGAGUAGACUUAUUAUAUACUUUGUAUAAUAAAAUCAAACUUUUUAAUAUGCAUCACCAGCUAGCAUGCCAACAAAAUAUAUGUUGUUAUUGUAAACAACCAUGCUCUCUAUGAAUAAAAUGGUUCUUCGUGGU
Xyrauchen texanus (razorback sucker) is the source of this 3188-nucleotide messenger RNA. RefSeq names its product tetraspanin-7-like. The transcript has 8 exons. Gene Ontology annotation, cellular component: membrane. Lineage: Eukaryota; Metazoa; Chordata; Actinopteri; Cypriniformes; Catostomidae. The record is from RefSeq and is a predicted model, not a curated record. The coding region runs from base 45 to 794 and encodes 249 amino acids.